AUGGCAGUUCCUCAAAAAAUUAAAAACCGAAUUACCAUAGGAACCAGCAAUUCUACUUCUUGGUACAUAUCUCAAGGACUGAAAGCAGAAUCUCAGAGAUGUCUGCACACUCCUGCUCACAGCAGCGGUGUUCACAAUAACCAGGAGGCGGGAGCAACCCAAGUGUCCGUCGAUGAACAAGUGCACAAACAAAAUGCGAAAGAUGAGAGGGAAAACUCCAAGGGAGUCCCUGCGAGCAGAGACGGCUCGCCCAGCCUGCCCCACGCACACCGGGGGGCGGGCAACGCGAGGUCGCCCGUGGGCAGCAGCGGAGGGAAACGCUCCAGCGGCGGCUCCUCUGGGAGCGCAAGCAAGGCCCCCGCAGCUUUCCCUGCGGCGCCUGCCCACGUCACCCGAGCCCCCGGCCCUCCCGCGGCCCCCGCCUUACCGAGCCCCGCGGCCCCGCCGCGCCGCCGCGGCGUCGCUGCGCCCCGCUCGCCGCUCCGUGUCUGCCCUCCGCGGGCGCCGGGCCCGACGCCCUCCUCCUCCUCCUCGCCGCCGCCGCCGCCGAGCACCGCCCGCGCCACGGAGCCUAGCGCCUAG
Messenger RNA from Felis catus (domestic cat), 582 nucleotides. RefSeq names its product oleosin-B6-like. The record is from RefSeq and is a predicted model, not a curated record. The transcript has 3 exons. Bases 1 to 582 code for a protein of 193 amino acids. NCBI's taxonomy places the organism in Eukaryota, Metazoa, Chordata, Mammalia, Carnivora, Felidae.